Molecule: messenger RNA, 7460 nt
Organism: Spinacia oleracea (spinach)
Lineage: Eukaryota; Viridiplantae; Streptophyta; Magnoliopsida; Caryophyllales; Amaranthaceae
Product: ATP-dependent helicase BRM
Exons: 15
Coding region: 345-7136 (2263 amino acids)
Biological process (GO): regulation of DNA-templated transcription
Cellular component (GO): nucleus
Molecular function (GO): ATP binding; protein binding
Source: RefSeq, a predicted model, not a curated record
AGAGAAUAAAUAAAAGCAAAAACAAAGAAAGCGUUAGGGUUUGACUGAUAAAAACCCAGAAAAUCGUGUGAAAAAUUAAAAUUGAUCCAAAGAAGAGAGAGAAAAGAGGGCAAAAUUAAAAAAAUAUUAAAUCAGCAGAUUCCGACGAGUUCGGACUGUUCACCCCAAAACCCACAUCUUCUUCUUUCUUCCGAUCUACCAAUUUGGACCCACUAAUUUGCCGCCAAAAUAUACUUUUUCUUCUUUUCAAUUUCUUACCUCAUUGAUUAUCAUCACACCUUCCAAUUUCCCUUUUGUUGCGGAAAUAUAUACUGAAAAAAAGAGGAAAAAAAGGGUUUAAUUUUAUGCAAUCUGGCGGUGGGUCCCAGCACGCCGGUGCCGGCGGGCAUGGACGUAGCCCGGCGUCCGCCGCCGCAUCGCCAUCGUCGUCGUCAUCGGCGGCUUCACAACAGCAGCAGCAACAGCAACAGCAACAGCAGCAGCAACAACACCAUUUUUAUUCAAUUCAGCAGCAACAGCAAAGACAGUCACUACAACAUCAAUUACAACGAAAACCUGAAGGAAACGAAGCUAUCCUAGCCUAUCAAGCUGCUGGUUUCCAGGGUGUAAUGGGUGGGGCUAAUUUCAUGGGUUCUCCGAGCUCAUUGCAAUUUUCGCAGCAGCAAAUCUCACAGCAGCAAAGAAAAUACCUUGAAAUGGCCCAGCAGCACGGUUCUCCUCAGCAGCACGGUUCUCCUCAGUUACGCGAAGAAAGUCAAAAUAAAAAUCAUGUUCACGAGCAACAAGUAUUAAAUCCUGUUCAUCAAGCAUAUAUGCAAUAUGCUAUGCAGGCUGCAAAGCAGAAGUCUGUUCUGGGCAUGCAACCUCAAGGGCAAGCCAACAUGGGAAUGGGAAGCCCCUCAUCUGGAAAAGACCAGGAUAUGCGACUGGCAAAUUUGAAACUGCAAGAGCUUGCUUCAAUGCAGGCAACUAACCAGGUCCAGGCAGCAGCAUCAACAAAGUCAUCUGAGUCUUUUGGUCGUGUGGAGAAGCAAGUAGAACAAGGUCAGCAGGGCGGUUCUGAUCAGCGGAAUGAGCCAAAGCCUCAAAUGAUGCAGACAACUAUGGGACAUCCUGCUUCUGCUAAUAUGAUGAGGCCUGUACAACAUCCACAGGGUCAAGCAGGGAUUCAAAGCAUGGGAAAUAACCAAAUGGCUGUUGCUGCUCAGUUACAGGCAUGGGCACGCGAACGCAAUAUUGAUUUGUCACAGCCGGCAAAUGCCAAUUUGGUGGCGCAGCUGAUGCCAUUAAUGCAAUCUAGGAUGAUUUCUCAGCAAAAGACUAAUGAAAGUAAUUCACAGCCGUCUCCUGUUCCUAUGCAAAGGCAACCGGUUACUUCUCCACCAGCUACUACUGAAAGUUCGCCCCGUGCAAAUUCUUCAAGUGAGGUUUCUGGGCCUUCCGGUGCUUCCAGAGCUAGGCAAACUGUUCCUCCGAGUCCAUUUGGAUCAGCUUCAAGUGCUGGUAUAGGUAACAGUACUAGCAAUUUGCCUGCACAGUUCCCUGUACACAGUAGAGAUAACCAGGCACCUUCAAUGCCGUCGGUGAUAGUGGGAAAUGGAAUGGCUGCUGUCCAGGCAUCACGGCCUUCGAUGAACUUGAACCAAGGUUCGGAACAUCCUAUGAAUGUAAAAAAUGCAGCAACUGCUCAGGAAGCAUUGCAAAUGCAGUAUCUCAGGCAGUUGAACCAGCCUUCACCUCGACCAGCUAGUGCAACAAAUGACGGAGGCUCAGGAAAUAAUCUCCCCCCCCCAGCUCAGCCACCAUCCCAGAUCUCUCAACAGCAAUCCGGGUUUACUAAACAGCAACUUCAUGUUCUUAAGGCUCAAAUACUUGCCUUUAGACGCCUAAAGAAAGGGGAUAGCACUCUUCCCCAAGAAUUGCUUCGAUCUAUUGCUCCCCCUCCUUUGGAGUCACAGCUGCAGCCUGUUGUCCCUGCUGGUUCUACAAAUCAGGAUAAGUCUACUGUUAGAAAUGCUGAUGAAAGUCCAAAGCAUGUGGACUCUGGUGAGAAGGCUCCCCAAGCUCCCCAAGCUCCCCCUCCUGCUCUUGCAAAAAGUUCCUUUAAAGAGGAGGUUUCUACAAUUGAUGAAAAGGCAACAAUCUCAACAACUAAUGUGGCAGGUGCAACAUCUAUGACUAGAGAGGCUUCUUCAGUGAUACCUUCCGGCAGGGAGGAUCAGCAAUCUAGUCCUGUUAUUAAAUCUGAACAAGAUGUUGAACGCAAUUUACAAAAAACUCCUAUCAGAAAUGAUUUGGGUACAGACAGGGGUAAGGCUAUUGUAUCACCAGUAUCUGCUGGUGAAAGUACACAGGCCAAGAAGCCCUUGCAAGCAGGCUCGUUAAGCCAGCCAAAAGAUACUGGUUCAAGUAGAAAGUAUCAUGGUCCUUUAUUUGAUUUUCCCUGUUUUACUAGAAAGCAAGAUUCUCUUGGGGCUGCAGUUAUGGGUAACAACAAUUUGUCUUUGGCGUAUGAUAUCAAAGAUCUCCUUUCUAUGGAAGGAAUGGAAGUACUUAAUAAUAAAAGGGCAGAAAACUUGAGGAAGAUAGGUGAGCUGCUAGCAGUCAACUUAGAAAGGAAAAGGAUCAGGCCAGAUCUUGUGGUACGAUUGCAAAUUGAAGAAAAGAAGCUUAAGCUUUUGGACCUUCAAGCACGUGUGAGGGACCAAGUAGAUCAAGAGCAGCAGGAGAUUAUGGCAAUGACAGAUAGAGAAUACAGGAAGUUUGUCCGUAUUUGUGAGCGACAACGGUUGGAGCUCUCAAGGCAAGUUCAGGCAUCACAGAAAGCUAUGAGAGAAAAGCAGCUUAAAUCUAUAUUUCAAUGGCGCAAGAAGCUUCUCGAGGCACAUUGGGCCAUCCGCGAUGCCCGGACAGCUCGCAACCGAGGUAUUGCAAAAUAUCAUGAGAGGAUGCUUAGAGAGUUUUCAAAGAGAAAGGACGAUGAUAGAAAUAAAAGGAUGGAGGCAUUGAAGAAUAAUGAUGUUGAAAGAUACAGGGAAAUGCUUCUGGAGCAGCAGACUAGCAUUUCAGGUGAUGCUGCGGAAAGAUAUGCGGUUCUUUCAACAUUUUUGUCCCAAACUGAAGAAUAUCUUCACAAAUUAGGGAGCAAAAUAACUGCUACCAAAAGUCAGCAAGAGGUUCAAGAGGCAGCUUCUGUUGCUGCAGCUGCUGCUCGAGCUCAGGGCUUAUCAGAAGAAGAAGUCAGAUCUGUGGCUGCUUGUGCUGGCGAGGAAGUCAUGAUACGAAAUCAGUUUUCUGAAAUGAAUGCGCCUAAGGAAAGUUCAUCAGUGAACAAGUAUUACAGUCUUGCACAUGCUAUAAAUGAAAGGGUUGUGAGGCAGCCUUCAAUGUUGAGAGCUGGGACUCUGCGAGAUUAUCAGCUAGUUGGUCUUCAGUGGAUGCUUUCUUUGUAUAACAACAAGUUGAACGGAAUUUUGGCAGAUGAAAUGGGUCUUGGGAAAACUGUGCAGGUGAUGGCAUUGAUUGCUUACUUGAUGGAGUUCAAAGGGAAUUAUGGACCUCAUCUGAUUAUAGUUCCUAAUGCUGUUUUGGUCAAUUGGAAGAGUGAGUUGCAUACCUGGCUGCCAUCUGUAUCCUGCAUUUAUUAUGUUGGUGCAAAGGAUCAAAGAGCCAAAUUAUUUUCUCAAGAAGUUUGUGCCCUGAAAUUUAAUGUUCUUGUCACAACCUACGAGUUCAUUAUGUAUGACCGUUCAAAGCUUUCUAAAAUUGAUUGGAAGUAUAUCGUAAUAGAUGAAGCACAGCGAAUGAAGGACAGAGAGUCAGUUCUAGCACGUGACUUGGACAGAUAUCGCUGCCAAAGGCGUCUUCUUUUGACAGGGACUCCAUUGCAGAAUGAUUUGAAGGAACUGUGGUCUCUGUUAAAUUUACUUCUACCUGAAGUGUUUGACAAUCGAAAAGCUUUCCAUGACUGGUUUGCACAACCGUUCCAAAAAGAUGCUCCUACACAUAAUGGUGAGGAUGAUUGGCUUGAGACAGAAAAGAAGGUUAUCAUUAUCCAUAGACUUCAUCAGAUUUUAGAGCCAUUUAUGCUCAGACGUCGUGUUGAAGAUGUAGAAGGCUCCCUUCCGGCCAAGGUGUCGUUUGUUUUAAAAUGUAAGAUGUCUGCUAUCCAGAGUUCUAUAUAUGAUUGGGUCAAAACCACUGGGACUCUUCGUGUGGAUCCAGAAGAUGAGAAGCUUAAGGUCCAAAAAAGUCCGUAUUACCAGGCUAGAGCUUACAGAACUUUAAAUAAUAGGUGCAUGGAGCUUCGAAAAAUUUGUAAUCAUCCAUUACUUAGUUACCCAUUUUUUCAUGACUUCUCAAAAGAUUUCCUUGUGAAGUCAUGCGGGAAAUUAUGGAACUUGGACAGAAUUCUCAUUAAACUUCACAGAACUGGUCAUCGGGUGCUCCUCUUUAGUACCAUGACCAAGCUUCUUGACAUCUUAGAGGAAUAUUUACAGUGGAGGCGACUCUUGUAUAGGCGAAUUGAUGGAACUACUAGCUUGGAAGACAGGGAAUCUGCCAUUGUGGACUUCAAUAACCCGCAGACUGAGUGCUUUAUCUUUUUGCUGAGUAUCCGUGCUGCUGGACGAGGUUUAAAUCUACAGACUGCUGAUACAGUCAUUAUAUAUGAUCCUGAUCCAAACCCUAAAAAUGAGGAACAGGCAGUUGCCCGAGCUCAUCGCAUUGGUCAAAAAAGGGAAGUCAAAGUCAUCUACUUGGAAGCAGUUGUUGAUAAAAUAUCUAGUCAUUUAAAGGAGGAUGAGUUCAGAAGUGGAGGGAUGGUUGAUUUAGAAGAUGAUCUUGUGGGAAAGGAUCGGUAUGUGGGUUCGAUUGAGAGCCUUAUUAGAAAUAACAUUCAACAAUAUAAGAUUGACAUGGCAGAUGAAGUAAUCAAUGCAGGGCGUUUUGAUCAAAGAACAACACACGAGGAGAGACGGAUGACAUUAGAAACACUAUUGCAUGAUGAAGAGAGGUAUCAAGAGACUGUCCAUGAUGUUCCUUCUCUACAUGAGGUAAAUCGAUUGAUUGCAAGGAGUGAAGAAGAAGUUGAGCUCUUUGAUCAGAUGGAUGAAGAGUUUGAUUGGAUUGACGAGAUGUCAAAGUAUGAUCAGGUACCUGAUUAUCUUCGUGCUAGUACUCAGGAAGUUAAUGCAGCCAUUUCUGCUUUGUCCAAGAAGCCAUCGAAGGACAUUUUUAGUGGCAAUGCUGAAGUGGAUCCAGGUGAAACUGACAAAAGAAGGGGGCGACACAAGGGGAAGAAAGUUGUGUACACUGAGUUGGAUGAUGACAUUGGGGACUCCUCUGAUGCUAGUUCUGAAGACAGAAAUGGAUAUUCUGCUCCUGAUGAGGAAGGUGAAGUUGGAGAAUCCGAAGAUGAGGAGGAUGCAGCCACUGAAGCCAACAAAGAUCAAUCGGAGGAGGACAUUCCUGGUCAUGAUGUGUUUGACUAUCCUCGAGCUAGUGAAAGCACCAGAACUGGUCAUAUGGUAGAAGAGCCUGGAUCCCCUGGAUCAUCAUCUGACAGCCGAAGGAUGACACGGGCAGUUUCCCCCUCUGUAUCUUCUCAGAAGUUUGCAACUCUAUCAGCUAUCGAAGCCAGGCCUACUUCUGGAUCGAAAAAACUGCUCGACGAGCUUGAGGAAGGGGAGAUUGCUAUCUCUGGAGAUUCACAUUUGGAUGUACAGCAAUCAGGUAGUUGGAAUCAUGAGCGUGAAGAAGGGGAAGAUGAACAGGUAUUGCAGCCCAAAAUCAAAAGAAAACGUAGCAUAAGACUUCGGCCAAGGCAUACUAUUGAAAGACCAGAAGAGAGGUACAGUGAAAAAAUGUCUCUUCAACGUGGGGAUCCAUCGCAAUCUCAAUGUCUAACAGAUCAAAAGUUUGGAAGUCAACUGAGGAUCGAUCCAGAGUCCAAAGUGUUUGGGGAUUCUUCUGCUUUGAAGCAAGAUCAAAGUGAUAUGUCUUCAAAAACUCGUAGAAGCUUACCUUCAAGGAGAACUGGAAGUACAUCAAAGCUGCAUGCCUCUACUAAAUCUGGUCGAUUAAAUAGCUUGUCUAAUCCCACGGAAGAAGCAUUGGAGAAUUCCAGGGACAGUUGUGAUGGUAACAAAGAUGUGAACACAUCUGGAAAUUCAAGCUAUGGAGCUAAGAUGUCCGACAUCAUUCAGAGAAGGUGCAAAAAUGUGAUCGGAAGGGUCCAAAGGAGGAUAGACAAGGAAGGCCAUGUUGUACCCCUCCUAAUAGAUUUGUGGAAGAGAACUGAAAGUUCUGGCUAUACGAAUGGGCCAGGAAACAAACUGUUGGAUUUACGAAAAAUAGACAAUCGAAUUGACAGACUACAGUAUAAUGGAGUGAUGGAAGUUGUUAAUGAUGUGCAAUUGAUGUUGAAAAGUGCAGUGCAGUAUUAUGGUUUUUCACACGAGGUGAGAUGUGAAGCAAGGAAAGUUCAUGAUCUAUUUUUCGACAUAUUGAAGGGUUCUUUUCCAGACAUUGAUUUCCAGGAGGCCAAAAGUACAGUGUCCUUCUCUGGUCCACCAUCAACUGCACCUUCUGUUUCUUUGAGAUCCACAUCUGCUUCUGCAUCUGCAUCUGCACCACAAGGUAGUAGUAGAAAGCAUAGGUUGAUGAACGAUGUUGAACGCGUCGACGUGAACCCAUCUCCACCAAGGCAGCCAUUACGAGGACCCUCUGUUGUUAUGACCAAUGAUGACUCAAGGAUGACGAGAUCCCAUUUGCCUGUAAAGGAGUCAAGGCUCAGCAGCAGUCGAGACCAAGACGACUCUCCCGUGCUAACUCAUCCAGGAGAUUUGGUUGUUUGCAAGAAAAAGAGGAAAGAUAGGGAAAAGCCUGCAGCUGUGAAUACAAGAUCUGGGUCCGCGGGGCCCGUCUCUCCUCCAAGCAUGGGACGGACUGGUAUAAGGAGCCCCGGUUCAGUAUCAACCCCAAGGGAGACUCGGCAACAACAGCAGAUGUGGUCCAAUCAGUCGGCCCAACAGGUUAACGGCAGCGGUAGUAGUGGUGGUGGAACCAUUGGAUGGGCCAACCCUGUAAAGAGAUUGAGGACAGAUGCAGGAAAGAGGAGGCCCAGCAUUAUGUGAUUAAACCAUUAUACUAAUGUAUGAUGGUGUUGAAAGAAAUUCCUUUGCCCUUAAUGUGUAAGCAGUUAUAGGGUAACUAGUAGAUCUGUACAAGUACAGUUAGAGACUUUUAUUCAUUUUUUUGUGGUCUUUCCUCCUUUUGCUUAGCUUAUUAUACUUGUACUUCCUUUUCGUGUUCGGGUUAUAUAUAAUGCGAGCAUCACUGCCACCUUUGUAUAUCUGGUGCUCUGCCCUGUGAAUGUUGUCUUCUCAUAGCACUAUAGUCUCUUAUCUCUGUUUAAGGUCAUUUGUUUAAAGUCAUUUGUUUAAAGUCAUUUGGUUCGA